Molecule: messenger RNA, 1179 nt
Organism: Alternaria incomplexa
Lineage: Eukaryota; Fungi; Ascomycota; Dothideomycetes; Pleosporales; Pleosporaceae
Exons: 4
Coding region: 1-1179 (392 amino acids)
Biological process (GO): proton transmembrane transport
Cellular component (GO): vacuolar proton-transporting V-type ATPase, V1 domain
Molecular function (GO): proton-transporting ATPase activity, rotational mechanism
Source: RefSeq, a predicted model, not a curated record
AUGUCCAAGGGGAGCAAGUACCUGCUGGUGUCGCUGCCGACGUCCAUCUCGCCCUCGAACCACCAAGACGACGCCCUGACUGCCCUGCGCUCCACCGUGACCAAUGACGUGGGCACCACCUCGCCCUUUGCGAUUCCCAACUUCAAGAUCGGAACCCUCGAUGCGCUUGUCCAGCAGGCGGAUGAUCUCUCCAAGCUCAACAAUGCCUGCGAGGCGGUAGUCGCCAAGGUCGGCGACAGCCUAAGGCAGAUACUCGACGGCGAUGAGGGCAAGAUACAACAGCAGAAGACGAUCAACGACAAGCCUGUCGACCAGUAUCUGCGCAACUUCCAGUGGAACAAAGUCAAGUACCGGGCAGACAAGUCCGUUGCCGAACUCAUAGACGCACUGCAGAAGGAAAUACAAGGCAUCGACAACGACGUCAAGUCCAAGUUCAGCCAGUACAACCAGACCAAGAGCGCCCUCCAAGCCGCCGAGCGGAAGCGCACAGGAAACCUCGCGACCAAGUCCCUCGUCAACGUCGUAAACCCCAAAUCCAUCGUCCGCGACUCGGAAUACCUCGAUACGCAUCUCAUCGCCGUCCCGAACAACAACGUAAAGGACUUCUACAAAGACUACGAAGAGCUGUGUCCCAUGGUCGUGCCCCGCUCCGCCAACGAACUGGCCAAAGACUCAGAAUUCACUUUAUUCGCUGUCACCACCUUCAAGAAGCAUUCCAACGAGUUUGUGCACAAGUGCAGAGAGAAGCGGUGGACACCGAGAGAGUACCAGUACAAGGAGGGCAACAAAGAAGAGGAGGCCAAGGAGGCAGAACAAUUAGCCAAGGACGAGAAGAAGCUCUGGGGCGAGGCGUUACGGCUGGGCCGCACAGGAUAUAGUGAAAGCGCCAUGAUCUGGAUUCACGUCAUGGCGUUGAGGGUGUUUGUCGAGACGGUGCUGCGAUACGGUCUACCGCUCGACUUUGUAUGCGGCAUAGUCCAGACCGAUCCAAAGUCAGCGAAGAAGGCGAAGUCAAAUCUCGAUUCGGCUUACGCAUACCUCGGCGGCAACGCCUUCGGCCGCGACAGCAAGGGUCGCAUCCAGAAGGACGACCAGGCUCUGUCUACUGACAUGGCACAAGCUGGUCAGAUGGAGCAAGAGUACACGGCGUACGUGUACUACGAGUUUGAGGUGCUAUAA